CUUCUGUGUGCCAAGUCAGGCUCUGCCCAGGAACUGUACUUUGGGACCCCUGCUCAAUUCCUGGUAGGAAGUCUGCUCCCUUCCCCGGCUGUGUAGCCCAGGGCCCACUCUGUUCAUGCCUGUGCCCUGGAAUACAGCAGGCGCGCCAACAAGUCCUCAGCGAAUGCUGGAGUCCAGUGAAUGCAGGCAUCAGUUCUGCCGUGUCCUCUGCCACUCAAGUCCCUCGCUGAUGGGACAGGACCCGGACCGCUGUCCAGCGAACCACGCGCACUGCAGUGCGCCUGCGUAGGCACGCCCCUCCCAGGCUCCCGACGCGUUGCCCAGGCACGCGCAGGCGUGUUCACCCCAACGCCACACGCCUCUCCCGCGCGCCGGCGCCACGCUCUGGGCCGUGCUUGCGCCUGCGCGUUCUCUCCGGCCGUGGGCCCGGCCGGCGCCUGCGCGGUGGCUCCCGAGAGUGGGGGGGGCCAGGAGGUGGAGGAGGAGUAGGAGUAGGAGGAGGCGGCGAGAAGAUGGCGACUUCGAACAAUCCGCGGAAAUUUAGCGAGAAGAUCGCACUGCACAACCAGAAGCAGGCGGAGGAGACGGCGGCCUUCGAGGAGGUCAUGAAGGACCUGAGCCUGACGCGGGCCGCGCGGCUUCAGCUGCAGAAGUCCCAGUACCUGCAGCUGGGCCCCAGCCGUGGCCAGUACUACGGUGGGUCCCUGCCCAACGUGAACCAGAUUGGAAGCAGCAGCGUGGACCUGGCCUUCCAGACCCCAUUUCAGUCCUCAGGCCUGGACACGAGUCGGACCACACGACAUCAUGGGCUUGUGGACAGAGUAUAUCGUGAGCGUGGCAGACUUGGCUCCCCGCACCGUCGACCCCUGUCAGUAGACAAGCAUGGGCGACAGGCUGACAGCUGCCCCUAUGGCACCGUGUACCUCUCGCCUCCUGCGGACACCAGCUGGAGGAGGACCAACUCUGACUCUGCCCUGCACCAGAGCACAAUGACACCCAGCCAGGCAGAGUCCUUCACAGGCGGGUCCCAGGAUGCGCACCAGAAGAGAGUCUUACUGCUAACUGUCCCAGGAAUGGAGGACACCGGGGCUGAGACAGACAAGACCCUUUCUAAGCAGUCAUGGGACUCAAAGAAGGCGGGUUCCAGGCCCAAGUCCUGUGAGGUCCCCGGAAUCAAUUGUCCUGGGUUGGCAGGGCUGGCCUGCUUGUCACUGUCCCCAGACCUUAUGUCCUGUCCUCCCCAUCUGGUCUUUCCCAGCAUCUUUCCGUCUGCAGACCAGGAGAACACAACAGCCCUGAUCCCUGCCACCCACAACACAGGGGGCUCCCUUCCUGACCUCACCAACAUCCACUUCCCCUCCCCACUCCCGACACCACUGGACCCUGAGGAGCCUCCGUUCCCUGCUCUCACCAGCUCCAGCAGCACCGGCAGCCUUGCACAUCUGGGCGUUGGCGGCGCAGGCCAGGGUAUGAACACCCCCAGCUCUUCUCCACAGCACCGGCCAGCAGUCGUCAGCCCCCUGUCCCUGAGCACAGAGGCCAGGCGGCAGCAGGCCCAGCAGGUGUCACCCACCCUGUCUCCGUUGUCACCCAUCACUCAGGCCGUGGCUAUGGAUGCCCUGUCCUUGGAGCAGCAGCUGCCCUAUGCCUUCUUCACCCAGACUGGCUCCCAGCAGCCUCCCCCACAGCCCCAGCCACCGCCUCCACCUCCACCGGUAUCCCAGCAGCAGCCACCACCUCCACAGGUGUCUGUGGGCCUCCCCCAGGGUGGUCCACUGCUGCCCAGUGCCAGCCUGACUCGGGGGCCCCAGCUGCCACCACUCUCAGUUACUGUACCAUCCACUCUUCCCCAGUCCCCUACAGAGAACCCAGGCCAGUCACCAAUGGGGAUCGAUGCCACUUCGGCACCAGCUCUGCAGUACCGCACGAGUGCAGGGUCACCUGCCACCCAGUCUCCCACCUCUCCGGUCUCCAACCAAGGCUUCUCCCCUGGAAGCUCCCCACAGCUGGAGCAGUUCAACAUGAUGGAGAACGCCAUCAGCUCCAGCAGCCUAUACAACCCGGGCUCCACACUCAACUAUUCCCAGGCUGCCAUGAUGGGUCUGAGCGGGAGCCACGGGGGCCUACAGGACCCGCAGCAGCUCGGCUACACAGGCCACGGUGGAAUCCCCAACAUCAUCCUCACGGUGACAGGAGAGUCACCACCGAGCCUCUCUAAGGAACUGAGCAGCACACUGGCAGGAGUCAGUGAUGUCAGCUUUGAUUCAGACCAUCAGUUUCCACUGGACGAGCUGAAGAUUGACCCUCUGACCCUGGACGGACUCCAUAUGUUGAAUGACCCAGACAUGGUUUUAGCCGACCCAGCCACCGAGGACACCUUCCGAAUGGACCGCCUGUGAGUGGCUGUGCCCACCAGCCGCCGCUGGUCAGUCUCCAACGGCGCUGCCCCAAACCUGGGGACGGCAAUGGCGUCCCCCUUUGCCAACGGCCAAGCUUGUGGUUCUGAGCUUGCAAUGCUGCCCAGUGCCCCUGCCAGCCCCCCGCCACCCCGGUCGUUCACCUCCCAUGAUGCCUGGCGUGUGUGAGGCCGCUGUGUACUAGGCUGGCUAUCUGUCUGUCCAUCCAUCUACCUGGGGUCAGGCUGAUGGCCGAGGCUGUGAGUGCCUGGCCCCCAUGGAUGUUCCCCGUGCUCGCUCCCUCACCCCUCACUGGGGAUGUGAGAGCCCUCAUCAGAUACCCAAAGUGUCACUCACUUCCAGAUGUGCUGUGCAAGGAGGGCCGGGGCGUGGGUGUGGAGCGCCCAGAGGCUUAGGUGCGCCAUCCAUUCGACUGUUGUCAGCUGUCACUGCCUUCCUCCAUCCUGCCCCCCUCCCCACCGCCAUCCCCAGCCCUGGUCAGGUCAUGCAUGCCCACCGAGCCCAGGGCAAAGACAGCAGAGUGACGGGGCCGACCUGGACCAGAAUAAACACUGUUUGGAUGGCUGCCUUUUAUAUUCCUGAGCGCUCUUGCAGCGUGACAAUCGACCUAUGGCCGAAUGUGGUAUGGACAGAGCCACUGAAGCAGCCAGUGCCCCUCCUUGGCUCAUUCUCACCAUCCUUGCCCCCUGUUGGACAAAGGUCAGUAUGGUGGCACUGGGAUGGAGGGUCACGGGCCACCUGCACAUUCUCCUCACUCUUCCAGCCUCGUGACCUGUCCCUCCUGCUGUUUAGGAUCUGGGGCUCGGGAGGCAGCAGCCCUGGUGGUUCUGCUUUUCCUUCCGUUUCUGUUGGCAUUUGGUAGCUGACCCCCCCCCCCCAGACUUGCCUGGCAGCAUGUGUUAACUAUCCCCCAGUCCCUCCUUUACCUUUUUAAAAGUUAACUGGAAUACUAGCCUGGAGCACUUGCAAGCUGGGGCACCUGGGCUGCUCACCCUGGACCUGGGCGUACUGGCAUUUAGUCUCAACUCCAGAGAGCUGGGUGGGCAAGGAUGGGGCUGGAUGCAGGGUCCUGGUGGCUGGGCGUGUCUGUAGAACCGCAGAACAUAUCCUGGGAACAGCCUUUACUUUCACUGGAGCCUCCUGAGAACCCUCUCUCUCUGAGGAUCUUUAAGGCGUCUGCCAGGCCUUAGCAGUGGCUAAGUGGGGGCUGUGGACCGGGGUCACCUUUGGCCUGGAAGUUCUGAUCCCCACCACCCUAGGUCAUAGCUUGACAUGCCCUCUGCCUCUGCUCCGUAGGCCCGGGCCGCGGCUUCACUGUUUCUCUGUGCCGUUGCCCACUGCCCAUGCUGGGGGUUUGGGGAGCACACAAGCUGUGUGUGUCUCUCCCCAAGCACCUAGGCAGCCGCCUGCAUGAGAAAGCUGCCACCCUUUCAUUGCUAUUCCCCUUCCCCUGGGUCUGAAGACACAGCAUUGCUUUGUCCAAGUCACCUGUCCAGGUCUCAGGCCUUUCUGUCACCACGGUGCGGACUUGAAGGGAAUAGUGGGAACUUUAUCAUCACCAUCACCAUCAUCAUCAAACGUAUGUGGUGGCACGCGUCUGUCACCCCAGCACUGGCGAGCUGGAAAGCACACAGAAGUGGGGUGGGACUCUCUUCCAGCUGUAGAAGUCUGAGCAAACGGCCUCAACAGGGCCGAGAGGCUGACAGGGUACCUGGAGUCCAGUUACUCACUGGCUGUCUGAGUUCUCAGUGAGCCAGGGCAGGACAGAUACAGCCCAUGGCCCUCCUAAGCUGGUGGCCUGGCUUUCAGUGCCCUGAAGCCAAGAGUGCAUGUAGCUGUAUUAAUGUGACCAGUUCAUUGCCAAGUCCUAUGAUGAGGUGACACGUCCCUGCCUCAGCGCCCCAGGCAGCUGUGAGCAUCUCAUGAGCUCUCUGGCCCAGCCAGGAGCCAGCACUCGGGUGCAUGCAUGUUCCCAAAGGGGUCACCCUCCCCUCCCCUGGGCCUAGCUGCUGUCAGGGGGACUCCUGGGAGGUGUCUUUGUUUUCUAGAUAUAGGUCACCUGUCCGAUAAUACCCCUGUAUUGCCAAGACAUCCCAAGAUGAUAGCUCAAGGCCGUGGGGGCCUCAGCUGGUGACAUGCAGAUACUGUGACCCAUUGAACUGUGCUGGGAGCAGCCACCUUGCAAUGUGUACAUAGACCCUCUGCCCACAUUCAUGCUCUCUCAGGACAGGCUUAGACACCUGGCCCUUGAGAGGUCAGAUGCGUGAGCCAGGCCUGGUUUUUUCCCCUCCACCUUACCCAUGUGUCACCAGCUUCAGCCAAGCCCCUCCUCAGCCAUGUGGCUGUCCAGCCCACUUCCCUGACUCAGAAACAGGACUGGGGCAUCUUGAUAACUCUAUGCCCAGCUGCCUCAGUUAACCUUGGCAAUCUACCCAAAGCCCCACAGAACAACAAUGCAGCUGGACCCAGCCCCUUUCUAUAUCCUAAGAAAUGGCUUGUCCCCUUGACCCAAGGCCCUGUCAUAUCCCCUUCCUGCAACACUAUCCAGUGUGGCUCUGGGAAGUCCACUGGUACUUAGCCUAGCCUUCAACUCUUUGGAAGACUCUUACACAGGGGGGCCCCCUAGUGAAACCCAUGUGCUACUGCACAGCACCCAAGGAUGGCUGACAGCUAUCACACUGGGCUUGAUGUCAAGAGUCCUGGCACUCCGGUCAGGACAAGAACGGGCAAAAGGCAUGGGGACAGCAAACCUGCACCAGUGUCAGCUGCCGUUCUUCUCACAGUGGGCCUGGGGUUUUUUAUUUUGCAGAGAUUUAGCACAGGUUGAGAGGGCUGCUGGUAUCAGGGUCUUGAUGCAGCUGUGUGCACAGGCAUGGGGUUGUAGAGUUGUGCCCUAGGUCUGGCUGCUGUCCCUCAGAGCUGUCCAGGUGAGGACACCGUGGCGCAGUCUACCCCAUGUGGUCUGCCUCUGGUGUGGUGGUACCUGGUCCUUUUUAUACCCCUUCCACCUUGGCUCCCAGGGGGCCUCUUCCUUCAGGGAUCUGGUGGGUGAUUUGGCGACCCUGAUCAUUUCUGUCUCAGGCAUGGCCCUCAGUGUGGCACAAAUGCCUGCCACCCAUUGGUCAUAGCCACAUCUCCCUGUCAGGGCAGAAGAUGGAGGGACUUGUAUCCUCUCGAGCCUGGGUGCUGGGGUACUCCCAAGGCCAUGGGGUGCCCUGAACCUCAGUUUUCCUCUUUCUCAACCCUGCUGGGCUCAGGGGCCCAACCUCCUGGUCAGGGUAGGGAUAGCAGCAGAACCCCCACAAUGGGACCAGCAGUCCCUUCUGCACUCAGCCUUUCCUUGGGGCUAGGGAUCCAUCACAUGGGGUAAGGCCUAGCCUAAUCCAACCCAGCACUUCUGGUCACAGGGGGACAUGAGGACAGGGCUGUGGCCAUAACUCCAGAGGCCAGGCUCCUGUUUCUCAGGCCCCAUCUCACCCCUUAGUUGGAAAAAGGACGCCAUGGGCUGGGGUGCCCCUUUGAUAUAUGCAAAUGGCUGGUUCCACAUUCCCCUCCCCGUGCCCAGGCUGGCUCUGCCCCCGGCAUGCGCACUCCGCUGCGGAUGUCUGUGGAUCGUGCGCAUGGGCACCGCAGUUGGGGGUCAGGUUGCUCAGGGCACGCACGGCCGCCCGCCCCACCUUCUGGCGCAGACGCUUCUUUGUAUUUUUGCGCCCUUUGUAAUGAAAUGUAAUAAAAACCCAAUGUUUUCGUCUGG
Mus musculus (house mouse) is the source of this 6171-nucleotide messenger RNA. It is a transcript of the gene Crtc1, whose product is annotated as CREB regulated transcription coactivator 1. Bases 513 to 2399 code for a protein of 628 amino acids. NCBI's taxonomy places the organism in Eukaryota, Metazoa, Chordata, Mammalia, Rodentia, Muridae. The transcript has 13 exons. The record is from RefSeq and is a predicted model, not a curated record. Gene Ontology annotation, molecular function: cAMP response element binding protein binding. Gene Ontology annotation, cellular component: nucleoplasm; cytosol; cytoplasm. Gene Ontology annotation, biological process: protein homotetramerization; positive regulation of transcription by RNA polymerase II.